Vicia villosa (hairy vetch) is the source of this 4647-nucleotide messenger RNA. Its product is annotated as pleiotropic drug resistance protein 2-like. Lineage: Eukaryota; Viridiplantae; Streptophyta; Magnoliopsida; Fabales; Fabaceae. Bases 105 to 4493 code for a protein of 1462 amino acids. The transcript is spliced from 20 exons. Gene Ontology annotation, molecular function: ABC-type transporter activity; ATP hydrolysis activity; ATP binding. The record is from RefSeq and is a predicted model, not a curated record. Gene Ontology annotation, cellular component: membrane.
AAAUGAUUUAUGUUCCUUUCAAAAUCUCCUUACCAAAUACCUACCUAUUAGGAAUUUCAUUAAUACCAUAAGCACACACAACACACAAGUGUACUAUAAGUAAAAUGGAGGAAGGGUUAGAUGGAGAAGAAGUUUUGAGGUCAAUAAGUAGCCUAAGGAUGAAUAUAGGAUCUUCAAGUAGAAGAAGUUGGGCAUCAACAAGUGGUGGUGAUGAUGUUUUUGAGAGAAACAAGAAUGAAAUAAUUGUUGAUGAUGAGGAAGAGCUUAAAUGGGCAGCCAUAGAAAGGCUUCCUACUUUUGAAAGGCUAAGGAAAAGCAUUGUGAAACAAGUUAUUGAGAGUGGUGGAUUUAGUUAUGAAGAAGUUGAUAUAUCAAAGCUUGGUAUUCAUGAUAAGAGUAAACUCAUGGAUGGUAUAUUAACUAGGGUUGAAGAAGAUAAUGAAAAGUUUCUCUUUAAGAUAAGGGAGAGGAUUCAAAGGGUUGAGAUAGAGAUUCCAAAGGUGGAAGUGAGAUUUGAGAAAUUGUAUGUUGAAGGAGAUGCAUUUAAUGGAAGCAGAUCAUUACCAACACUUGUGAACUCAACCAUGAAUGUGAUAGAGGGAGUUCUUGGAGCAAUGAAGGUUGUGCCUUCAAAGAAAAGUGUAAUAAAAAUACUUGAAGAUGUGAGUGGAAUUAUCAAACCAGCAAGAGUAACAUUACUAUUGGGACCUCCCGGAUCAGGAAAAACUACUCUUCUGCAGGCACUUGCUGGCAAAUUAGACAGAGAUUUAAGGGUAUCAGGAAGAGUCACUUAUUGUGGUCAUGAGUUAUCAGAAUUUGUUCCUCAAAGAACAUGUGCAUAUAUCAGUCAACAUAAUCUUCAUCAUGGCGAGAUGACAGUAAGAGAGACACUCGACUUUUCCGGACGAUGCUUGGGAGUUGGAACAAGGCAUGAUCUACUUGUCGAAUUGACGAGGAGAGAAAAGCAGGCCGGAUUCAAACCUGAUCCAGAUAUAGAUGCUUUCAUGAAAGCCACUGCAGUCGGAGGUCAGGAAACAAGUCUCAUCACAGAUUAUGUUCUCAAGAUUCUUGGACUUGAAAUGUGUUCCGAUACUAUGGUGGGAGAUGAGAUGAGAAGGGGAAUAUCCGGUGGAGAAAAGAAGCGGUUAACUACAGGUGAGAUGCUGGUAGGACCUGCUAAAGUUUUCUUAAUGGACGAGAUCUCGACGGGUCUAGAUAGUUCAACAACCUUCCAAAUUGUCAGAUUCUUGAGGCAACUAGUUCAUAUCAAUGAUGUCACAAUGAUAAUCUCUCUUUUACAACCUGCGCCAGAAACAUUUGAUCUUUUUGACGACAUAAUCUUACUUUCAGAAGGUCAUAUUGUCUACCAAGGCCCGCGUGAAAACGUUCUCGGUUUUUUCGAGAGCGUAGGAUUCAAAUGUCCAGAUAGAAAAGGAGUUGCCGAUUUCUUACAAGAGGUUACGUCUAAAAAGGAUCAAGAGCAGUACUGGUUCAUAAGGGACAAACCAUACCAUUAUAUCAGUGUUCCCGAGUUCGUAACUCACUUCAACAGCUAUAGCAUUGGACAACAACUUUCUCAAGAGCUAGAGGUUCCUUAUGAUCGGUCGAAAACUCAUCCUGCUGCAUUGGUUAAGGAUAAAUAUGGAAUCUCAAAACUCGAACUCUUCAAGGCAUGUUUUGCAAGAGAGUGGCUACUGAUGAAACGAAGCGCUUUUAUAUACAUAUUCAAGACUAGUCAGAUUAUGAUUAUGUCCUUGAUUGCUAUGACAGUGUUUUUUCGAACAGAAAUGAAAUAUGGUAAACUUGAAGAUGGGAGAAAAUACUAUGGUGCAUUAUUCUUCAGUUUGAUUAAUUUGAUGUUCAAUGGAAUGGCCGAGCUUGCAAUGACUAUAUUUCGACUUCCGGUUUUCUUCAAGCAGAGAGAUUUGUUAUUUUAUCCUGCUUGGGCUUUUGCACUUCCCAUAUGGAUCCUUAGAAUCCCUCUCUCUUUUCUGGAAUCAGGAUUAUGGGUUGUCCUUACUUAUUACACUAUCGGUUUUGCUCCCGCUGCAAGUAGAUUUUGUUGUCAGUUUUUGGCAUUCUUCUGCAUUCAUCAGAUGAGUUUAGCUCUAUUCCGAUUCAUUGCUGCUAUUGGAAGAACACAAGUUGUGGCAAACACACUUGGUACCUUUAUACUGCUACUUGUUUUCUUACUUGGCGGCUUCAUUAUCGCCCGAGAUGACAUUGAACCAUGGAUGAUAUGGGGCUAUUAUGCUUCUCCUAUGAUGUAUGGUCAGAAUGCUAUUGCCAUCAAUGAGUUCCUCGACGAGAGAUGGAGUUCUCCCAAUUUGGACCCAAGAGUACCUGAACCUACAGUUGGGAAGGCUCUUCUUAAGGCUAGAAACAUGUUUACAGAAGAAUAUUGGUACUGGAUUUGUAUUGGUGCUCUCUUAGGCUUUUCCUUGCUUUUCAACGUUCUUCUCAUUAUCGCGCUGACAUUUUUGAAUCCAUUUGGAGAUUCUAAAUCCAUUCUUCUGGAAGAGGAAAAUGAGAAAAAGGAAACAACAAAAGAGAGUUAUGUUUCAAAAGCUAAAUCAUCUGAAUCCAUUGAAAUGGCAGAAAGAAACACCUCAGAGAGUCUAAUUCUCAAAGCAGACACUUCAACAACAAAGAGAGGAAUGGUGUUACCCUUUAGGCCCCUAUCACUUGCUUUUGAUCGCGUGAAUUACUACAUCAAUAUGCCAGCCGAAAUGAAAAAACAAGGAUUUGAGGAGAGUCGGCUCCAAUUACUAAGAGAUGUAAGUGGUGCUUUCAGGCCUGGAGUACUAACAGCAUUAGUAGGUGUAACUGGUGCUGGAAAAACCACACUGAUGGAUGUUCUUGCUGGAAGAAAAACCGGUGGUUAUAUUGAAGGAAGCAUUAGUGUAUCCGGUUAUCCAAAGAAUCAAGCAACUUUUGCUCGAAUCAGUGGAUACUGUGAACAAAACGAUAUCCACUCUCCGAAUCUUACAGUCUAUGAAUCUAUUGUUUUUUCUGCUUGGCUACGUCUCGGUAAGGAGGUCAACAAAGAAACACAGAAGAUGUUUGUUGAGGAAGUUAUGAAACUUGUCGAGCUACAUCCAUUAAGGAAUUUUUUAGUAGGACUUCCGGGAAUAGAUGGUCUAUCGACAGAACAAAGAAAGAGACUCACCAUUGCUGUAGAAUUGGUUGCAAAUCCUUCUAUCAUCUUUAUGGAUGAGCCAACAUCAGGCCUUGAUGCUAGAGCUGCAGCGAUUGUUAUGCGUACUGUCAGAAAUACAGCGGAUACAGGGAGAACUGUGGUCUGCACAAUUCACCAACCAAGCAUCGAUAUAUUUGAAUCUUUUGACGAGCUGCUUUUGAUGAAGAGAGGAGGACAAAUAAUAUACAGUGGUCCACUUGGUCAACAAUCUCAGAAGCUUGUUAAGUACUUCGAGGCUAUUCCGGGAAUUCCGAGAAUUAAAGAAGGAUAUAAUCCUGCCACAUGGAUGUUGGAGAUUAGUUCUCCAACAGUUGAGUCUCAGCUAAGUGUAGACUUUGCAGAUUUGUUUACUAAGUCAGAAUUGUAUCAGACGAAUCAAGAACUUAUUAAAGAGCUAAGCAUGCCAUUACCAGGAACGAAAGAUCUUAAUUUUGCUUCUAAACACUCCCGGUCUUUCAUUACUCAAUGCAAAGCUUGCUUCUGGAAACAGCAUUGGUCAUACUGGAGGAAUCCUCAAUAUAAUGCCAUCCGUUUCUUCCUGUCGAUAUCUGUAGGUGUUAUUUUUGGACUCGUUUUUUGGAAAAAAGCAGAUAAAAUACACAAAGAACAAGAUCUUAUGAAUUUAGAGGGAGCCAUGUAUUCAGCUAUUUUAUUUCUUGGAGCCACCAACAUUUCUGCAGUUCAACCUGUAGUAGCAGUAGAAAGAACAGUCUUCUACCGAGAAAAAGCGGCCGGAAUGUACUCAGCUCUCCCUUAUGCAUUUGCUCAGGUGGCAAUAGAAUGUAUAUAUGUUGCAAUCCAAACAUUUGUUUAUACCCUUAUCCUUUACUCAAUGAUGGGAUUCCCUUGGCAAGCUGACAAGUUCAUCUGGUUCUACUACUUCAUCUUCAUGUCAUUUGUCUACUUCACACUAUAUGGAAUGAUGACUGUGUCUCUGACACCAAACCAUCAAAUUGCUGCAAUUGUUAUGUCAUUCUUUCUAGUGUUCUGGAACAUAUUCUCGGGUUUCGUUAUCCCCAAAUCGGAAAUUCCAAUAUGGUGGAGAUGGUAUUAUUGGGGGUGUCCAACUGCUUGGACUGUAUAUGGUCUCGUGACAUCACAGUUGGGUGACAGAGAGACUCCAAUAGAGGUACCUGGAGCUGGAACAAUAUCAGUAAAAGCAUACCUCAAUCAAGAGAUGGGCUUUGAAUAUGACUUCCUUGGAGUUGUUGCUGUGGCUCAUAUUGCUUUUGUUCUUGUGUUUCUAUUUGUAUUUGCUUAUGCAAUCAAGGUCCUUAAUUUCCAGAAGAGGUAGUAAAUAAUAGAAAAAUAAAAACAGAAAGCACCAAUACAAAUGAAGAACAAAGGAAAAAGAAAUAUUUUAACUUUAAGGUUUCUGUACCAUAAAUAGCUGGAAUAGACAUAGAAUUUUGGCUAUCAAUGCCUUUGGAGUUUUCCACUUGUGUCUA